Messenger RNA from Agrilus planipennis (emerald ash borer), 759 nucleotides. RefSeq lists its product as uncharacterized. The transcript is spliced from 4 exons. The coding region runs from base 305 to 757 and encodes 150 amino acids. NCBI's taxonomy places the organism in Eukaryota, Metazoa, Arthropoda, Insecta, Coleoptera, Buprestidae. The record is from RefSeq and is a predicted model, not a curated record.
CGCGUAUUCCUUCAAAUUGUAUGAUGCCUUUUCCAAGGUGCAUGGUGGUAUACAGCAGGCAGGCAAAAGGCAGUCGCGUUGAUCAGUGUGUCUAAAGCGGUCGCAAUGUGGCAUAAUGCGGUUCGACGAGUAAAUAUUUAACAAGUUACUUUUCGGAUCGGUUUUAAACUGCAUUUGUUACGAAACUGAACAAAUAAAGUGACUCACGUAUUAAUUGAACAAUCAAGUGCUUACUUUUUAUGUUUUAUUAGGAGACGCAUCUUUGAAAAUUGGAAUUUGAGGGAGGAAUCGUUUUAGAGUCAAAAUGAAGUUUUUGCUGUUAGUUAUCGUUGGCUUGCAGCUUUUAUCUAACAGGCUGAUUUCUGCUGAAGAAGAGUUUGAUCAAUUGGCUUCUGAAUUACAACUGACGGAUAUGGAUUUGGUGGAUUUUUGUGAAGAGUUAUCAAAUUAUUCGAAAAUGUCUUUUCUUAAUACAAGUACUCUCCCAGACAAGAUCAAAGCCCAGAACGUUUAUGGAUCGUAUUUAAAAUCGCAGGCUGAAAGAAUGCGAAAAUUUAACGACGUUUCGUCAGAUUUUUUUCGAAAUUGGACGAUAAUUUCAAAGCCAGGCGAUGUGGAAAUGAGUGCGGCAGAUUAUGGAGAGUUAGUUGUCUUCUCAAACACGUUGGAAAGUAUAAUAUUGCAUGAUAAUAUUUCGUCGACGAACAAGGAUCAAACAGCUGGUAAGUGUUCAUUAAUUUUAAAUUACUUAAAUUAGUA